Molecule: messenger RNA, 735 nt
Organism: Indicator indicator
Lineage: Eukaryota; Metazoa; Chordata; Aves; Piciformes; Indicatoridae
Product: TLC domain-containing protein 5-like
Exons: 2
Coding region: 1-735 (244 amino acids)
Cellular component (GO): membrane
Source: RefSeq, a predicted model, not a curated record
AUGGUUUCUGUCCUUCUCGAGGUGACCUGCAGCCUGCUUGCCUGGCUGGUUCUGUACAUCUGCUUCUGCCGCUGGAACAAGCACCGUUCCUGCGAGUGGAGCUGUCGCUUGGUCACCCUGCUGCACGGGGUGAUUGUCACCUGCCUCUCUGGUUAUGUUACUCUCCUGGAUGGCCCCUGGCCUCUGACCCAUGCAGGCUCACCAAACACAUCUCUUCAGAUCCAUGUGCUGUGCCUGACCUUGGGUUACUUCCUCUUUGACCUGGGCUGGUGCCUCUAUUUCCAGACAGAGGGCUACCUAAUGCUGUUCCACCACACGCUGAGCAUCUGCGGCAUGAUCCUGGUGCUGGGCUUUGGGAAGUCUGCUACAGAAGUCACUGCUGUUGUGUUUGUUAGUGAGAUCACCAACCCACUGCUCCAGACUCGCUGGUUUCUGCGUGAGAUGGGCUGCUACCACACUUUCCUGGGAGAGGUGGUGGAUUUCUUCUUUGUGUUCCUCUUCCUGGUGCUGCGGAUCGGAGGAGGAGCUUUGCUCAUGUAUGCGAUGGUGACAUCCCCUGAUCCCAGCUGGCUCCUCAAGGCUGGAGGCCUGGCCAUGUACAUUGUGUCUUUGGCAUUCAUGGUUGAAAUCUGCCGCUUUGUCAGGAGGAAAGUGUUGAAAAAAUAUCAUUCCUGGACAGGCCUGAGGAGUGUGGCUACACCUGUGAAAAGUAACGGGCACUUGACAGCUCAAUGA